AUGUUGUUUUUGUGGAUAAAGGUUAAGAAUUGGGUAGCAGCAGGAGCUGCAGGAGUAGCUGUGGUUGACUUUGCCCCAGCGGCACUUGGUUUCGGAGCAGCCGGCAUUCUAGCUGGGUCACCAGCAGCUGUAAUAAUGUCUACCACAGCCUUGGCCAAUGGAGGAGGAGUAGCAGCAGGCAGCGCGUGCGCUAUUUUGCAGUCAGCUGGAGCUGUGGGGCUGACCGCUAAAGCAGCUGCAAUCGGUGGUACUAUUGGGGCUGGAGCCGGUUUUCUUCUCGAUGAUGAAGAAAAAUAUAACCAGUUGCACACUCUGGUUAAUGAAUUGGGUAGCACCCCAGCGGCACUUGGUUUCGAAGCAGCCGGUAUUCUAGCUGGGCCACCAGCAGCUGCAAUAAUGUCUACCACAGCCUUGGCCAAUGGAGGAGGAGUAGCAGCAGGCAGCGUGUGA
Messenger RNA from Anneissia japonica, 450 nucleotides. Its product is annotated as interferon alpha-inducible protein 27-like protein 2A. Gene Ontology annotation, biological process: apoptotic signaling pathway. The record is from RefSeq and is a predicted model, not a curated record. Gene Ontology annotation, cellular component: membrane; mitochondrion. Bases 1 to 450 code for a protein of 149 amino acids. NCBI's taxonomy places the organism in Eukaryota, Metazoa, Echinodermata, Crinoidea, Comatulida, Comatulidae. The transcript has 3 exons.